AUUUAAUAUCUUCAUAAUACUUCUUUGGUUUAACCUGUUUACUUUAUUUCCAAUAUUUACAAAAAUCUGUUAGAAGAAGGAUAAGAUCUUUCCUGAACAGAUAGAAAUUAUAUAAUAUAUAAUUUUCUGAACAAUUUAUCUCCGCUAAGUUUUUUUGGGCAAGCGAUUAGUCGACUUUUCUGUCCUACAAACUUCCAUUCGCCGUAUUGGACAUUAAUCGAAAGAGAAUGAGACAAUCGACCUUCCUAUAGGGGAAGACUCGAAGAUCGAAUCGAUUAAUCGCUCGGGCGCUGGGUUUUACUGCCAGAACAACGUCAGUUGGCAAUGCGCUUGUUACCGCUCGUUACCGACGCGUUGUGUGUGCAAUGGUGGAUGAGGUCCGCGAAGGCCGCUCGUGCGCGCCAUCGAGCUACCGACUAUUCCGGCCGUUUCCCCGAUAAGUACGACGGAAUCGCCCGCCGCCGGUGGGUAGUCGCCGCGUCUCCCUCGUCGGAAGCGUCGGGUCGUGGAUACGCGUCGCUUGGCCCGGCGUCGCGCGAUCGUGCCGCGGUGUGAUAUCUUGCCGCGCCGUUUUUCGUUCGUUUUGACGCAGGUUUCACCGCGAGAGGGUACGGCAGCGGUGAUAGCGGACGAAGAGGCGGGAGAGAGAGGGAGAGAACGAGAAUCGUGCGCGCGCGCACACGUAGAAGCGUUCCCGAGGCCCCCUGGAAUCGACGACGACGACGCCGCCGUCCGGCGGCGCCGAACAAUCUCGAGAUUCUCGAAUCCUCGAGGUGUCGAUCGUCGGCGAUUUGUCGCGAGCGCGUAUCCGCCCGCCCGGGUCGCGGCGCCUCGUUCGUCGCCGAGUCGCCGUUCUAGCGCGUUUACGUUGCCGACGGCCGUAAACACCGCGUAUACGUAAAUACGGACGAGCACACAUACACACACGGUACGCGUCGCCUCACCGUGUGUACGUGUUGCGCGCCGCUCGGAGAGCCAUACACCGUUCCUCGCGUAGCGGCGAGUCUCGGCGCCCUCGGAGCUUUGCUACCCCGACCCGCGGCUUUUGUCACGAAUCGGAAAGGUGCGGGAGAACGGUGCGCGCGCGCGAACCACAAACGAGGGGAAACGGGGCCCCGGUGUCGUUGUCGCCGGACGUGAGGACGUCGCGGCGCGGUGUUCGCGAGAGAGAGAGUGUGCGAGUACGAGUGCGCGCGGGAGGAGCUCGCGCCGUUUCACGGCGCCUCCGGUGAGAGGUUAGAAUCCGGACGCACGGCCCCGAGAGCGGCGCGGCUCGGGGGUGGUGGCGAGUUUUGCGCGAGUGCGAGUGGACCUUCGAGUAUUAUCGUCGUCGACGGGUCUUGACGACGGACGAAUACGGCGGGUUUCUGUGAUAGAAAGGAGAGGGGACGCCCGGAACGGAGCCGCUGAGCGUCGCGCGCUUCCCAAGCGAAACUUCGUCGGCGGCAACGAUCGGACGAUAAAACGACGGGAAAACGACAGUUCUUUGGUGCUGGUAGUGCUGUACGAUCGCGCGGUAUGAAAAAAUGAUGUGAUCGACGGUCAUCAUGGCGGCACCCAUGCUAAAGUGGAAGCGGAUCGCGAAUCCGACCGGGCCCCAGCCGCGACCCAGGCAUGGCCACCGGGCGGUCGCCAUUAAGGACCUUAUGGUCGUUUUCGGCGGUGGGAACGAGGGGAUCGUCGACGAGCUACAUGUGUACAACACGGCAACAAAUCAAUGGUUUGUGCCAUCCACGAAAGGAGACAUACCGCCAGGAUGCGCGGCAUAUGGUUUUGUAGUCGAUGGCACGCGUAUCUUUGUCUUUGGUGGAAUGGUAGAAUAUGGCAAAUAUUCUAAUGAGCUGUACGAAUUACAAGCGAGCCGGUGGGAAUGGAAGCGUUUGAAGCCAAAACCACCGAAGCAUGAGCCACCACCGUGUCCACGAUUGGGACAUAGUUUUACCCUCAUUGGUAACAGGGUCUUCCUUUUUGGGGGUCUGGCGAACGACAGUGACGACCCGAAAAAUAAUAUACCGAGAUAUCUGAAUGAUCUAUAUACGCUCGAACUUCUUCCUAAUGGCCAAACAGCCUGGGAUGUGCCGCAAACACACGGGCACGCGCCACCUCCCAGAGAAUCCCAUACUGGAGUGGCAUACGCCGAUCGCGCCACAGGCAAAUCUUGUCUGGUGAUUUAUGGUGGCAUGAGCGGUUGCCGUUUAGGUGAUUUGUGGUUCCUCGAUGUCGAUUCAAUGACCUGGAACAAGCCAGUGGUUCAUGGUCCUACUCCUCUACCACGAUCGCUUCAUACUGCCACUUUAAUUGGUCAUCGGAUGUAUGUAUUUGGGGGAUGGGUGCCAUUGGUUGUCGAUGACGUUAAAGUCGCGACACACGAGAAGGAAUGGAAGUGUACGAGCACGCUAGCGUGCUUGAACCUAGAAACUCUCACUUGGGAGCAACUUACCGUUGAUUCCUUGGAGGAAAAUGUUCCUCGUGCCCGAGCUGGUCAUUGCGCGGUUGGAGUACAUAGUAGACUUUACGUUUGGUCUGGUAGAGAUGGUUAUCGCAAAGCAUGGAACAAUCAGGUUUGUUGUAAAGAUUUGUGGUACCUUGAGGUCAGUAAACCAGCGGCGCCUUCCCGAGUUCAGCUGGUUAGGGCUUCCACGCAAACGUUGGAAGUCAGCUGGACAGCGAGCCCGUCCGCGCAAUAUUAUAUUCUUCAAAUACAAAAGUAUGACAUGCCACCGGUAGCGGCGACCUUCCCAUCGGUGAGCGCACCAACACCAACUGCGCCUAUUGUCAGUACUCCUGUUGCGGUGACAACCUCUCCGAUGGUGGCAACUCCCGUAACUGUACCUAUUACAUCUCCGCCUGUGACCACAGUCGCCGCUCUUCCUUCGGCUACACCGCCUGUUGCCGCUGCCGCCAGAGCAUCCGUAGCGACAGCUGCAGUAGCAACGGCAGUGGCAGCUCCAUUGCGAGUCCAAAGUGCAAGUCCUGUACAGAAGCCAGUACCGUCGCAAACAGUGCAAAAGCCGACGAGUCCUAUGACUCCGAGAGUCGCGACUGGCAAUGUUAUACGAAUUCGAUCCCCUCUAGUUACUUCUGCAACGACAGUCGCUACGGCAGCGGCAGUGGCAGUGGUCACCACUGAACAACAACAAACAACUGCAACUGUCACUACUACUACUGCUACUACUACUGGUCAAACGCCCGCUGCUAUGUCUGGAAUCGCCGCUUUAGCUGCGGCAGCAGCAGCCACCCCAAAAAUUACUAUGAACAACGUUUCGAUGUUGCCACAGACUGCAGUCGCAGCUGCGACCGCAACCAAUACCAUCAGGAUGAAGAAUGUUCAACCAGGUCAACAAAUUCGUUUCGCCGCACCUGGCGCCACAGUGUUGCGCACUGCCUCGCCGCAACAAAGCAAGCAGAUCAUUUUGCAAAAGCCUGGGCAAAAUAUAUCUGGCCAGCCACAAAUCGUACAUCUUUUGAAAACUGGACAAGGCAUGGUGGCCACAGUGCCCAAAGUAAGCCUUAUUCCUGGCAAAAGCGUCCAAGCAACUGGUGCGAAACCUCUUAAUCAGGGACCGACAAUAUUACGGUUGGUAAAUCCUAACACGGUUGCGGGAUCAAAAAUUCUCACAACCGUGAAGACUUCCAAUAUAGUGGCGAUGAGCAAAGGACAGAACAUUACGGGCAAGCAGACCAUAAUGAUCACCAAGCCGACAGGAAACAGCGGAUUAGUCGGAAGAACCAACCAAUUCAUCGUUGUCACCACAGGCUCUGGUCUAAGAGCUGUACAAGCUGUAACGACAUCACAAGCUGGUGCGGGGCAAGGAGCUACUUCUGUAGCUACUCCCGUAAACGUCUUGCCGUUGUCGGCUACCAAUCAUGUCACGAAUCAGCAAGGUGUCAAGAUGAUAGUUGUUUCUUCUGGAGCAAUGGGCGGUGGAACUGCCGGCAAACCUUUAACUAUCACGGUCCCAGGACAAGGAGGUGUACCAAAGACAGUGACUAUUGCUGCGAAAAGCGGUACGCAAGCCAUCUUCAAUACUGGCAAGAAUCAACUUGUUACCGUGCCACAGAUACAAAAAACACCUGAGGCGGUAGCGGUAUCUGGAAAGCCAGUGACUCUACAAAUGCCUGCAGGUAUAAGUGCAAAGACAGUGACGCUUUUGCCGAGUAGUAGUAGUUCUAUAGUAACUACGUCAAGCGCGUCAGACUCAAUUGAUACUAGCAAAAUGCUAUUUGUUUCUCCACAGAAACAACCAUCAGCCUCCCUCGCAUCUACUUCUGACGGACCUGCUACCACUGAUGCUGCAUUAGCCGCAUUAGCAGCAGAGGCUGGUUUAAUAGAUCCAGUACAGGAACCAUCUGGUAGCCUAUCAUUUAUGGUAGCUACCGACGAUGGUGCUGGCGGCGAUGAUAAAGUGGAAGAUAGUUGUAACGGUAAUGAAGCAACUACAGCAGCCACUCUAGUUUCUCAGAUGGGUGCGGGAGACGCAAUGCAAGUCGACGGUGAUGGAAACUUUGUACUUCCACAAGUAGAUGGACCGAUAGACGAUCUUUUAUUGGAAGGUGAAGAAAAAAUGGAUGCAGAUGAAGAGCCAACUUCGGAAAAUGCCACCGAAUCAACCGGUACUGAAUCGGCGGUAACAUCGGAACAAAACGUUAAUACAUCGGAAAAUGUUCAGGCAGAGGAAUCGACCGUGAAAGAGGAAAUUGACAUAAAGAAUGAAGAUGAAACGACAGCUGACCUUCCCGAAUCAAUCGCCGCCAGUCAAGUCAAGAAAGAUGAUGUUGAUAAUCCAUCUGUUGAUGACGAAGUACCUAUGGAAACUAGCGCUGACGAUGCAGAGUUACCAAAUGAAAAAGAAAAGGAUUCUAAAUCAACAGUCAGUGACACAAAAGUAAUAAAAUCCGAGUUGCCUUUAGUACAAUCACCCGCAGAGGCUUCAUCCGAACAGACAUCUCUAGCGGAUGUCGUGAAUCCAACAACGGAAAUUGAUGAGACUCAGCGAGAUGAGAACAAUCAGGUGAAAAAGGCUGAAUCGUGUUCUGAAAAAGAAAAAUCACAAACGUCUGAAAAUCUACUUACUGAAGAUUCUGACGUAUCGCAUCCUCCUCAAGAUGAUAGUCAAAAAAUUGAAAAGAUAAAAGAAGAAAUCACAGACAUGGACACUGAUCUUCCAGCAGAGAGUUCUCCUAUAAAAUCGAAUGAUGCUGAUGAAGCGAUGCUGAUCGAUAACAAUACAUCGAGUCCCGAAAAUGUAAGAGCUCCCGUUACACCAAACAUACAAGUGAAAUUGGAGGACGACGAACCACCUAAGGAACAGGACAAAUUGACCGAUUUACCCUUAUCGUCGAUUAAUGGUGUCGCUGCACCUGUCGAGAAAGAAAUAGAAAAAAUACAUACUCCCACAAAAAUGGAAAUAAAAGAAGAACUUGCCAUUUCGAAAAGAGACAAUUUAAAGCAGGAAAAAAUCAAUGAAGCCAGAUCAGAGACUGGAGAUGACUCGACAGCUUUGACGACAUUGGCUACUGCUGCUUUAGGAUCGGCAGAGCCAGCAAUAAAAGUUAAAAAUGAACAGAAUGAAGAAGAGAAGAAAGAGGCAGAAUGGUAUGAUGUGGGAGUGAUAAAAGGAACAAGUUUUACCGUUCAACAUUAUUUUCUUCCUGGUGACGAACCAUUAGAUAUAACGCAAUCUUUGACAAUGGAUGUUUUUAAAGGAAGAGCUAAAGUAGCAUUAGAACCUGGAACUGCCUACAAGUUUAGAGUUGCCGCUGUGAAUAGUUGUGGACGAAGUGCCUGGAGCGAGGUAGCGGCAUUUAAGACGUGUCUUCCGGGAUUCCCGGGUGCACCGAGCGCUAUAAAGAUAUCAAAAUCCGUGGACGGCGCACAAAUCUCUUGGGAACCGCCGCCUAGCAACGUUGGACCCAUCCUCGAGUAUUCCGUCUACCUGGCAGUGCGAAGUACCGCAUUGAAUAAUGACGGAGAACCAAAAACAGUUGUGUCGAAUCCAAAUCAGUUAGCUUUUAUUAGAGUUUAUUGCGGUUCGAGUAAUUCUUGUUCGGUGAAUAAUAGUGCCCUUAAUGCCGCUCACGUGGACACCACUACGAAACCGGCCAUAAUCUUUAGAAUAGCAGCACGAAACGACAAGGGAUACGGACCAGCCACUCAAGUCAGGUGGUUGCAAGCAGAUCCGACCACUGCGGUGAAAAGUAAUCCGCAAGCGAAGAGACCCGCCAAUACAGACCUACGUUCGCAAGUGACUUCCCCACAGAAAAAAAUGAAGAUGGAACCAGCUAGUGAUAAUUUCUCGUGAGCCUGUUCUCUCCCUGGCCUCGUACAGCCGAAACUCCCAUGAGCAAUGCUACUCAUUAUUUAAUUUCUACAUGCCUAACAACGAUGAAAUCAAUGUAUUACCAGCUAAACGACGUGAUAUACAAGUAAACGAAAGAUAUAAACGUGCGAUAAGAAACGACGAAAAAGUGAAGAGAAAGAAAAAGAAAAAAAUAUCCGACACUCGGUCUAUGUGUAACGAUUGAGGAAAGAAAGUAUUCUUAGUGCUCUGUUUGAACGUUGACGUCUUUCUGUACCGUGUUUCUUACUCGCUGUCAUCUUAUUUUUCGUGAAAGUGCGCGAGAAUCUUACGCAAAGACAAAGUACCGUUAAUAAAAAUUGCGACAUGGUUAUUUUUUGGAGUUAAGUAAGUUUUUCCAUGUUUAUAGCUUUUUCUAAUGAACGGUACAACAUAUCGCCUCUAAAUGCUCAUACUUGCAUCACGGUAAAAUCACAGCUGGCCCAUUCGCGCUUUCAUGAUUUUCUCGUUAUAUUUAACAAUGAGUUUGAUGUAUGAGAUGUAUGGGAUCGAAAACGGACAGGAUUCAUAUUCGAUAUUUUACAUAUUUGUUUAAACAAUUAUACAUAUAUAUAUAUAUUCGUGACAAAGAUAUAUUUUAAACAUCCAAAUUCUUUAUAAUAUAUUUAUCAUUGACGGAAUAUCUGCAAUUCUUUUUGCAUUCUCUAUUAUGUGCAGAAUAAGCUCGCUUUUGAAACGUAGGUUAUUUAGUGUACAUAAAAUUCUUGCACUAAGAAAAAUGUGUUUAUCAUAUUCUGAGGUAACAAAAUAAAUACUUUUUGAUAAGGUAGAAUAAUUGGAAGAGAUAUAUAUAUAUAUAUAGUCUAACCUUAGUCUCCUAUUUCAAUCUGCUCGUUUAUGUUUCACUUUCACGCAGUAAGAGAAGCUUUUAUUGUGUCAUCGAUUCUGUUUUACAUGUGACAAUCGGUGCUACACACUAUUCCGAUACUUUUGUUACUGCCAAAUGCGACAAGACUAUGUUAUUGUCGAUACCGAAUACACAACCUGUAAUGUAAAAUUAUCUAUUAAACAUGUGUAAUAUUAAGUUACUUGUAUGCUUUUGUCAAAUGAUUGCAGAGAUAUUUUGUAUAAUAUAUAUAUAUUAAAAUGAAUUACUAUAUGUAAUUAAUGAAUAUCUCUAAGGAUCGGGCACUAGGAUGGUCACUCAUGCUUUAGUGGAUAAAAAAAAGACUCCAUGAACAGUUAAGGAUAUUUUUAGACAGCAACGAAACAAUUGUUUGAAUAUUGAUAUAUCUAACAGUAGGCUGUAUAUCCUUAACGUAAAUUCUAAUCUUUUAUAGCGCUAAGACAAGUAAAUAACAAACAAUUGGAAGAUUAAAUACACGAAAAAAAGAGGUAAGAAAAAAACAUACGCUAUCAUAUUAGAAAGAAACAUGUAAUAAUAUUCUCUUAAUAUCUCUUUUUGACCAUAUUAUAUUUUAAUCAAAAUAUACUGAAUAAACUUUUAAUCAAGGACAAGUUGAUUACAAAAAUUAUCGAUAGUCUUGCUUCUCUCGAUUGACUUUUGGACUAUGUUAAACUGCAAUUUAACUGCAUUAUUUUUAUUUUAGAUAUAUAUUAUAUAUAUACAUACAUAUAUAUAUAAUAUAUUACACUUUAUUACAUCUAUUUAUACCAUAAGCAAAAUAGAAAAUCCUUUACUAAUACAGAGCCCUAAACGCUUAAUCUGUUGUAUUUUGAAGUUUUGCGUUUACAAAGUUUACUUCACUAGGAAAUCUAGGAAGGUAUGUUACAGAAAAAUUAUCUCUUCAAUCACGAGAAUAUUUUCGUGACACUUGAAAUGAACUUUAUAUUAAAUGUACAAUUGCAAUUGUUUAUCUUUUACGUGGGUUUUUAUACCCUAUAUCUUUAGAAGCAUUGCCUGAAAAUACAGAUAAAGAUAUAAUGUAUAAUAUAAAUGGGAUAACUUUUAAAUACAUUGUUUUAAUAUUGUUCUUGCUGAUCCUUAUAUUUAAAAAAAAUGAGAGAAAAAAGAAUGCCUCCGUACUAUUAGUGAUCAAUAAAAAAUUAUCAGUUGUUUAAUUUUGUUUGUAUAUUUUGUUAACAGAAGAUGACAUUAAUUUGUAUUGUGUACACAAGCCUUGUGCAUAAAAAUACCAUGAAAUUGUCACUACUACCACGCGUCUUACCGGUAUCUAGUUCUUUGUAAAUCGCCUGGUCCCACUGCAUUUAUACCCUUCACCGAAGUAUAUCGUGCAAAUAAAUAUAGAUAAAUUUCUUAUACAAUAUAUAAUCUUUACCUUCAUUGCACUUCUGUACUUUAUACAAAAUUACAAAUAUGGACACUUUAUAAAAAUAUAUUUUAGCGUUCUGUUCUUUUAAAAAUGUGUAUAUGUAUAUUGUGUUUUAAGAUCAAGCAAAAGUUCAUUUAAUAUUAAUUUAAUCAUUUUUCUUAUAGUAAAAAUCUUACUUUAUUUAGAUGUAUUUAGAUUGUUUAUGAACUUUUAAUUCUACAAGCCUGUAUUGUUUUUUUGUGUAUAAAUAUCGUAAAUUUUAUUGCAAAAUACUAUAAUAGCGAAUAAAAGAAACAUUAUAAAAACAUGAACAGAAUUUAUUAAUUAUUGAUAACUUCGCAAUAUUUCGUGCUACCUUUUCGAGAAAUACGUCUUGUUUGGCAGUAACAAAAACAUACGUAUUUAUUUGAUACUCUUCUCACUUUAUUCGAUCACAAACGGACAGAUCUGGUAGAAAUGAAGAAUUAAAAAAGAACCAUUAUGCUUUACUUCCCAUAAUAAUUUAAAAAAUCAUACUUCUUUUGAUAUCAAUAACAUUGAAUUAGUAAGUUAAUUAGAUAUUUAUUGAGAGAAUUUUCAAAUUUUUUUUAUUGUCGAAAUGAAUCCUUUUUUCAAUUGUCGCUAUUUAUAAUUUACUGAAAAACAUAAGAUACUAAUUAAUAAACAUAAAUUAUAUACUAUACCUUAUUUUAUAUCGAUUGAAGAUUCUCAGAUCGAAUUAAUCGGCUGUACGAGAGACCAAAAGAUCCAAUGUCAGCUUCGGACCACAAUUUUCCUAUAUAAAUCCUUUUUCUAUACUAAAUCUUAAUCGUAUAUUUAAAGAUGCGCAGAUGAUUACGAGAAAACAUCGACGAGAAGAUUAUGAUGAAAGUGAUUUUACGUGCGCGCCAUAUAGGAUAAUAAAAGGUUGCGAUGAUAUUUCGAUGACGGACAUUGUUUGGUGCGAUGUCAAUAAUGUAUGCUAAAUGAAUGAUAUUGCUCCGCAUGAAACCUGGAAUGAUAUUAAGCGGAUUUGUAUUUUUUGAUAAGGAUAACUCCGGUUCGACGUGCACAUGUCGCCGGACAAGAUUAGUAUACUCUCGAGUAUCUAAUUGAUUUAUAAUAAUACAUCACACGACGAAAGUUUCGCAAUAUGUAAUGAUGAGUAUAUAAUUAUACCGUUUGGUAAUAAGCUACAACUAUGUAAAUUGGAAUGAUGCGUGCGAGGGGAAUUGUAAAGGAUGUGUUGAGGAUACGCGUAUAUAAAAUGAAAUAUACGUAACGAGUUAAAAGUAAGGAAGCGAAGAUUGUAUUUGUUAAUAACGUCCUUUCUCUCUCGUACGUGUCUUCUAAAGGAUUUACAUUGAAUCACACUGUAAAUAAGUCCUUCGAAUCACAUUAGAUAAUACACGGAUAUCCUGUAUUUACGGAAUUAGCGUGCCUAAUCGCAGACCCGAUACUAUACGUAAAAGAAAAAUUUUUGAUUGAUGCUAUCUAAUUGUACACUGAAAAUUUAUACUUAUAUAAAACACCCGUUCCAUGCUUGCCUUUCUAUCUUUCCGUUGUAUAGUAAUAAAAAUGCAAAACAAUGACACGUUAGAAAAUCGAUAGCAUUCGAAAUAAAAAAGAAUCUAUAUUCGAUAUAUUUUUCACGUCGUUUUUUAUAUCAUCUUAAUAUAAGAGUAUAAAAAAAUUUAUUCGUACUAUCUAAAAAAAAAAAA
Messenger RNA from Monomorium pharaonis (pharaoh ant), 10293 nucleotides. It is a transcript of the gene Hcf, whose product is annotated as host cell factor. Gene Ontology annotation, cellular component: histone methyltransferase complex. Gene Ontology annotation, biological process: regulation of DNA-templated transcription; chromatin remodeling. NCBI's taxonomy places the organism in Eukaryota, Metazoa, Arthropoda, Insecta, Hymenoptera, Formicidae. The transcript is spliced from 9 exons. The record is from RefSeq and is a predicted model, not a curated record. Gene Ontology annotation, molecular function: protein binding; transcription coactivator activity. The coding region runs from base 1548 to 6302 and encodes 1584 amino acids.